AAAUAAAGACAGAUGAAAACAGGGACACGAUUCUCGUAAUGCAGUACAGAUUAUUAAAUUGAACAAAAAGUCUUCUAAACGUCGCGGAAAAAUGGGUGUAAACAUUAUCGUUCAUAAGCAACUUGCUGCGUGCUUAGUGAUAGCAACCUCACGCCUUGCGACAAUAUUGUCUUGCCGCGCGUUUCUAUUUGGCGGUAGGUUGAGCAUUCGAUUAUAUGUCGACAUUAAUAUUUUGUUAAAUAUUGCAAAAAUUACAAAAUGUUAAAACACUUUUUUGUUUAAUGCAUUCAACUUGCUCAUGAGCGUCGAAUACAUCUUCACAUCCCAUACUGCACAACAUCUUCUGCCAGAUAUCUUUCCGAAAGCUUUCUGAAAGAUGUAUGCUGUGUGGGAUAUAAUCAUAUAAAAAAGUGUCAACGAAUUUAACAAUGUAUUAAAAAAAAAAUAACUACAUAAUUCCUUGAACUAUAUAAAACGUGCUUAAAGUGUAUCUGAAUGAGACGAGACAUGAGAUAUGUCUUAAAAAUGAUUUGAUAGAAUAUUUAAUUUGAAAACAUUUUCAUCACAUUAUAAGAUAUCUAUCGUACUAUAUAACUUAAAGACAAUCUCCAAUUAAUGCCUUCGGACAAAAAACUUUGUCCGAAACUUUACAAGUUUAAAAUUGCCACUUCUAUUUGUUUAUUGUUUUAUAAACAAAAUUUCCAAUUUUAUGUUGUAUGUGAAAUGGUAUAACACAAAUUGUUUAUAAACUAAAGAACUUUAUAUUAACAAUACUAAAGCAAAAUGUAUAAUAAUUACGUCCCCAAAAUAUGUGUUGUAUAUCAAUGUUUAUCAUGUGUAUUGUAUUGUUUCAGUUAUAAUUUCUUUUGUUGAACGUAUACAUACCCACAUAACAUCAGACCUUCUAUUUAUAUACAUUUUUUUUCCAUAAUGUGAAAAAAUAUCUUGUAUGUUAAAUGUAUAUACAUCUCAUAUACAUGAUUCGAAUAUACAUUAUGAUAUGUAACAUGUAUAUCCAUUUAUAUGCUUGAAAUGUAUAUACAGCGUACAAUGUUAAAUGUACACACACCUCAUAUAUAUGAUUCGAAUAUACAUUACGGUACAUAAUGUGUAUAUCCAUUACUUAAAUUUAUACACAUACAUACAUACAUACAUACAUAUGUAUGUAAAUAUUAUCACAAUGCUAUUCUUUUCUCUCUCUCUCUCUCUCUCUCUCUCUCUCUCUCUCUCUCUCUCUCUCUCUCUUUCUCUCCCUUUCUUUCAAUUUGAGAAUAACACUCUUUUCAACAUACAUUAAUUAUAAUUUAUUUAUAUGUGUAUAUAUGUGACUUACUUUAUUUUAUUCUUCUUACUUUUUUUUCUUAAUUUUUUCUAACUAUUAAAAUUUUUUUUUUCUCUCUCCUUACCGACUCUUUCUUUUUUUUAUCUGUUCUUCUUCUAUUCUCCUUUACCUUCAAAUACAGUGUUUCUUCCUCUCUUUCUUUUAAUAUAUAACUAAAAAUAAAACAUGGCACAAAGUAUAUUGACUUAUCUCAAAAUAAUCAUUUCCAUUAAAAAAAAUAAAAAUUUUAUAUAAUAUACUUAUCUGAUUGUAUAACGGAUAGUACGUUAUACUAUAAUCUUCCGCAAUGUAAUAUGCGUACAGAAACUAAAUAAAAAGCCAUUAACCUCGCGCACGUCACAUCAUUAAUCCUAAACUGUCACAUUAUCGCCGUGAAACUCGCCGCGGAUUCGUCUGCUAACGUCAAAGUAUAUUCGACUCAUAGACGUAGGAUAUCUAGACCUCGCGUUUGGCUAAAAAGCUGUACAAACUUUAGAAGAAGACAGCAUGCUUUCAUGGUGUAUCUUUCUCUGUCUAUCGAUACUUAGGGUAGGGGGCAAAAAUUUACUAUGGUAACAGCUUUUGGUCACGCUUGUCACAUAGUCACGCUUGAUUUGACAGAUAUAUUCUUAUAUCUGUCAGAAAUUAUAACUGAUAAAAAGAAUUUAUCUAUAUAUUAUUUUUUACAAUUAAAAAAUUUUAAUUAAAAAACAAAAUGGUGAACAUUUGUUGCGUGUGCAAAGCGGAACACUCGCCAGAGUCAAAUAUUAUUUUACAUUGUUUGCCAAAAGAUCCAAAUAUAAGACAACAGUGGUUAAAAAUAUUGAAAAAAGAUGAUAUUAAAUAUCUUUAUGUAUGUAAUAAACAUUUCAAAUCUGAAGAUUAUCGGAAAUUAUGUGACAGAUCAAUUUUAAAAAAAGGUGCAAUUCCGCAAUUACAUCUUGAAAUAUUAAACACAUCUAUACAAUCCUCUGAAAAUAAUCUGAUAAAUUUUGAAGAUCCUAUAGCUGAAGUAGAUUGUUACACAAUAAAAAUUAUUAAUGAUAAUCAAAAUGUCGCAAGUGUAUCAAUAGUAGAAACUGCAACCACCAAAUGUCUUUUAGGAACAACAGAUAAAUGGAAUGUUUGAAAAGGUAAUAUAUUAGCUUUUUUAAUAAUAUCUCUUUUAAUUUAAUUAUAAUAUUAUUGUAAUAUUCUUUUGCAGGAAAAAUGAUUCUAAUGAUUUCCAAAAAAGUAAAAAAAGCAAAAAAAGCUGUUAUAUAAAGGUUUUCGGUACUUUUAGAGUAGAAGAUUUUAAGAACACAAUCGUAUGGAAUCGAUUUUUAAUAGCAUUCAAUAAAAUGAAAAAAGAUAAACUAUUACUGCAACGCAAGAACAAACGCUUGCUUACAAAAAUUCAAACGUUUCAAGAUAUAAUUCAAGACUUAAAGGAAAAAGAAUUAUUGACGGAGUCAGUUACAAAUAUAUUGAAUGUAAGUUUAAAAACUGACUAGUUUAAAUGCUGUAGAAUUGUACUGUUCACUUUUGAUAAAAUAAUUUAGCCGGUAUUUAAUGUAGUGUCCAUAAUUGUAUAUACAUUUAAAAUAUUCUUAAAUCAUCGUAAUCAUCUAACAUAUAUUUAUGUGGUUUAUAACAUUUUAAAAUAAUACUUAAAAUGAUUUUAUAUACAAUAAU
Molecule: messenger RNA, 2995 nt
Organism: Monomorium pharaonis (pharaoh ant)
Lineage: Eukaryota; Metazoa; Arthropoda; Insecta; Hymenoptera; Formicidae
Exons: 3
Coding region: 2037-2450 (137 amino acids)
Molecular function (GO): sequence-specific DNA binding
Source: RefSeq, a predicted model, not a curated record